This is a messenger RNA of Angiostrongylus costaricensis, 492 nucleotides long. The record is from the annotation of a GenBank genome assembly. Lineage: Eukaryota; Metazoa; Nematoda; Chromadorea; Rhabditida; Metastrongylidae.
AUGGGAUCGGCCCGCAGAAACGACAAAGCUCGUGGCAAGGAGAAAGAACGCAGGGCGACGUCGGCAUUUCCAACGCCCCUAAUUCCUAAAGUGUAUGGAUGCCCAGUUCCUGAGCCUAUUCAUUGCUUUUUAGGGGAAUCUAUACCACUAGGAGGUGAUGGAGUGAGAAUGGAAUGUUCGAACGAAAAAUGCCCUUUUGAAAAUGUCCUACUUCACCAAGAAUGCUUUGAAGCCUUGGAGGAUCAUCUGGUGAAGAUUUUGUGCAACCUCGGAUCCGCUAGAGGAUGGACAGACGCCCAAAGACGCGCAAAUCUGUGGGAUAAGAAAGGUCAAGCUUUAAUAGCAAAGCUUUGUCGCUGCCGAUGUGGACUCGGUUUGACGAGGAUGGACGAGCUUGCUGCUUACAAUCGACUAGUAUGUAUCUUCUACGAUAUUCCUCAUUCUUUAUGUAAAAAAAUCAGGUACAGGCAGUUGAGAACCAAUACUAUGUAA